AUGGAAGCAGCAGAUGCAGAUAUGCAAGCGCAAGUACGGCGUGAAAGACGUCGGGAAUUACGAAAUGAAAAUUUGACUGCGUGGAGCUUGGGAAAGCCAGAUCCAACAAAAUUCAAGAAUCUCGAUUCAAACAUUAAGAAAAACACAGGAUUCAUUAAGAAAUGCAAAACACAAUUGUCAGCUGAGUAUCAAGCGCAAUUGCUCAAAGAUAUAAAUACGUUGACGUUGGAAAAGUACAUAUCUGAGGUGGUAGCUGCUGUUGUCGAAGGUGUGCAACGGUGUAAAAUGGCUGCAGAUAUCUGGGCAGCUGUUGAAGUAAUCUCCGCCUUACACCAACGUUUCCCUGAUACAUUCACACCAUUCUUAACACACACUCUAGCUCGCUCGCUUGUACCGCCCAACAAACAACAACUUGCCGUCCUAACCACCGAACAACGUGAAAAAGAGGAGAACACGCGUAUUGCAAAGCAACGCGUGUUGCUUCGAAUCGCGGGAGAGUUGUGGCUCAUGGGCGUGUUAAGGAAUGUCGAGGAUGGGAUUGCCGCGCUGAAUAGUGGCGGGGCUGCGGUCGGCGCCGGGAGUGUUAAUGGGGUGAAGGAUAAUGUCGCAGGAUUUGUUAGUAAUAAUUCGAUUGUUAAAGACACGAGAGAAGUGAAAGAGUAUAAGAGUUCUGGUGAAGGCUUUUUGUAUACGGUUAUGAAGGAGUUGCUCUCGCAUGAUAGCAAACAUCUUAACCUCCCUUUGGCUGUAUCAUUCGUAAAAAACUUUGGACCGGAAAUUAUCGGAACUAUGCGUAAACAAAAACGUGAUGAAAGUGUCGCUACCACUGAAGCUGCUACAACUUCUGAAUCCGCAGACAUGGACAAAGCUCCUACCGAUGACGUCGCUGUUAACAACGUUAUCGAAUCAGAGGAUAAAAAAGAAACAAAAGAUACAAUUGUGACACCGGAGCAUCAAACCCUUUUCAAGAAUUUGCUUGUUGAUUACUUUCAUGGUGUUGAGUCCCAUUUGCUGAAGGAUCAUGAGAAAAUCAAAAGACUAGAUCAUAGUAAUCACGAAUACUACAUCACCAGAGGCGAAAUUCCCGAUGAAACUAAGCAGAAUUACGAAAAGGUUGUGAAAGCUUUUGAGAAGUUCCUACAGAAUGCUCAAACGUUAGCUGAUGCUCUGGACCUCGAAAUGAUCGAUUUGCCCGAUGACGCAGGAACCACAAAGAUUAGCUCUCUGGUUGUUCGUGAAGGAACAUCCGUCAAUGAGAAAGAGGAUAUUGUGAGCAGUAUCUGGGAAGACGAAGAUGCACGGAGCUUCUACGAAACUCUUAUCGACCUCAAAACACUUGUACCUGGGGUCCUCCUCGAAGCAAAAUCCAGCAAAAAAGACGACCUCGAAUUAGACAAGGACGAAGUUGCCGGCAGUGGCGACACUGAGAAAGACGAUGACGGAAAAUCUCUGAAUGAGGAUCCUAAUAAGAUUGAUGACAAUUCUUUGGAUCAUCGUCGUGCGAGUGUGUCUACUGAUGGAGGGCAGAAAGAAGAGAUCACGGGCAGUGAUAAUGGUGCUGAUGGAGUAGUAAAAGAUGACGAAAAUGAAGACGUUGCGACGAAAGAUGCCGCUGAGCCAAAUAAUAAUAAGAGCGGCACGUCAGCACAACUUGAUUCUCUGUUAUCGCGACUUCCGAAUCUCGUAAAUCGCGAUCUUAUCGAUCAAGCUGCUGUCGAUUUCUGUUACUUGAAUUCUAAGGCGGCUCGAAAGAAGUUGUUGAAGACUCUAGUUGGCGUCCCUCGUACCAGACUUGACCUUUUGCCUUAUUAUGCGCGUUUGAUUGCUACACUUAAUCCUCAUUAUCCUGAUAUUACAGCGGCUGUUUUGCAAGCGCGAAAGAAAACUUUGGAUUUGCUUGAAACUAAAGUCAAGAACAUCAGAUUCCUCUCGGAACUUACCAAAUUUCGCAUCACCCCACAACACUUGAUCUUUCAUUGUCUGAAAGUGGUGCUCGACGAUUUCUCCAAUCAGAAUAUCGAUAUCGCGUGUAAUCUCUUAGAGACUUGUGGGCGAUUCUUGUUUAAGAGUCCAGAGACUAGUGUCAGAAUGGGGAACAUGCUGGAUAUUAUGAUGAGGAAAAAAAGCGUUCAACAUCUUGAUAGUCGACAGCUUCUGAUGGUCGAAAAUGCUUAUUAUCAGUGUAACCCCCCAGACCACACGGCCAUAGUGCUUAAAGAACGAUCGAUCAUGGAGCAAUAUAUUCGUAAACUGAUCUAUACCGAUCUCAAUAAAAAAACUGUCGAAAAGGUGCUGAAGUUGUUGCGGAAAUUGAACUGGGAGGAUAAAGAGGUUUACAAAAUCCUCGAAAAAUGUUUCUCCAAAGUUUGGAAAAUCAAAUACAGCAAUAUCCAUUUGAUGGCGAUUCUCGUCUCGGGAUUGCAUAGGUAUCAUUCGGAUUUCGGUGUUGCACUGGUGGAUCGUGUUCUUGAGGACAUUCGGAUUGGACUUGAACAAAAUAUUUUUAAGCACAAUCAACGUCGCAUUGCCACAGUCAAGUAUCUCGGUGAACUUUACAACUACCGAAUGGUGGAUUCGCCUGUGAUUUUUGAUACAUUGUAUACGAUAGUUACCCUUGGUCAUGAAUUUGGCAGACCUAAUCCAUCGCGCAUCAGUUUUCUUGACGCGCCCAAUGAUUUUUUUCGUGUAAGACUUUGUUGUACAUUACUAGACACUUGUGGAGUUUGUUUUGAUCGUGGAACUGCCAAAAAGAGAUUAGAUGAUUUCUUGGUGUUCUUUCAGAUGUAUAUCUUGUCGAAGCAUCCGCUUCCAAUGGACGUAGAAUUUAUGGUUUCUGACAUCUUUGAGUUACUGCGACCCUCGAUGAUCAGAUACAAGACUUACGAAGAGGCUGCUGAAGAAGUCGAUCAAAGACUAAUCUUGAACCAAAAAGCCGUGCAAACAAGCGAAGAAGUUGCGAAAAACCAAGAAGAAGCUUUGGAAGAGAGUGAUGCAGCAUCCUCCUCUUCGGAAGAAGAUGAUGAUGAAUUCAGGGAUGAGAUGGAGCGCGAGCCCGGCGAAGAAGAAGAGGAUGAUGAGGAUGCCGAAACUGACGUUUUAGAAAGCCACGACCAUGAAGAAGAGGAAGUCAUCGUGCACACCAAUCGACAAGAUAAAGUCUCGACUUCUGAAGACGAGGAUUUUGAACGCGAGUUUAGCAAGAUGAUGACCGAGAGUUUGGAGUCGCGUAAAUAUGAAAGAAAACCGGCGAUGUUGGAUGUUGCUAUACCGAUGCAUCUUAAAGGCACCGAAAGGUCUUCAGAGUUUGUGGAUGGGAAUGUGUCGUUUACGCUGCUAACCAAAAAAGGGAAUAAGCAACAGAUGAAAACCAUGGAAGUACCAGCCGAUAGCGCACUCGCCGUGAACACGCGUUCAAAACAAGAAGCAGAGCGUGAAGAACAAGCACAGCUCAAAAAAUUGGUACUCAAUUACGAGGAACGUGAAGAACAAAAUCAGCGUGUUGCGCUUGAGCAAUCGUUGAUUAGUAGUGGGAUGCGUGUCAGUUAUCAGACUGGUAAUCGACGACAAAGUCAACGUGGUAAAAAGCUUAUGCAGAGUCAGGGUGGAGGCGGUGGUGGGAAUGCCGGUUAUUCUUUUGCUAAUGACAGACGUAAAUAA
This is a messenger RNA of Ambispora leptoticha, 3657 nucleotides long. NCBI's taxonomy places the organism in Eukaryota, Fungi, Glomeromycota, Glomeromycetes, Archaeosporales, Ambisporaceae. The record is from the annotation of a GenBank genome assembly.